AUGUAUAGAGAAAGUGUUGAAAAGCCUUAUGAUUUUUGGUAUAAGGUAGCCAAUGAAAAUUAUCAUUGGAAGGAAAAGAAUUUUAGUUUAGAAGAACCUAAAAGUAUUCUAGAUUAUAAUUUUGAUUUGAGUAAAGGACCAAUUCAUAUUGAAUGGUUUAAGAAUAGUUUAACAAAUAUUUGUUAUAAUGCAUUGGAUAGACAUGUAGAAAAUGGAAAUGGAGAUCGUGUAGCCUUUUAUUAUGAAGGAAAUGAUAUUAAUGAUAAUCAUUCAACAAUUACAUAUAAGGAAUUAUUGAAACAAGUUUGUAAAUUUGGUAAUGUAUUAAGAAAAUUAGGAGUUAAAAAAGGUGAUCGUGUUGCAAUGUACAUGCCAAUGGUAAUGGAAUUAAUUAUAGCAGUAUUAGCUUGUGCACGUAUAGGUGCAAUUCACUCUGUUGUAUUUGGAGGAUUUAGUGCUGAAGCCUUAGCAAGUCGUUUAAUUGAUUCACAUUCUAAAAUUAUUGUUACAUCUGAUUAUGGUAUUCGUGGUGAUAAAUUAAUUGCUUUAAAACAAGCAGUUGAUGAAGCAAUUGAUCAUCAUUGUCAAGAUACUGGUUUUACUUGUGAAAAGGUAAUUGUUGUUAAUAGAAUGAAUUCAAAAAUUGUAUCAAUGGAUACAAAACCAAGUCAUUCAAUUUCAUCUCCACAAAUUCAUUGGUAUGAAAAACGUGAUGUUUUUUAUAAUGAUUUAAUGAAUGAUGAAACAAUAAGUGAAGAAUGUCAAGUUGAAUGGGUUAAAGGUGAAGAUGGUUUAUUCAUGUUAUAUACAAGUGGUAGUACAGGUAAACCAAAAGGUUUAUUACAUACUACUGCUGGUUAUAUGAUUUAUACUUCAACUACAUUUAAAUAUGUUUUUGAUUAUCAUGAAAAUGAUGUUUAUUGGUGUGGUGCUGAUAUUGGUUGGAUUACUGGUCACUCUUAUGUUAUUUAUGGUCCUUUAAUUUGUGGUGCAACAAGUGUUAUAUUUGAAGGUAUUCCAACUUAUCCAACUCCAUCUAGAUAUUGGCAAAUUAUUGACAAGUAUAAGGUUAAUCAAUUUUAUACUGCUCCAACUUUAAUUCGUACUUUGAUGAAAAUUGGUGAUGAACAUGUUAAAAAUGGUUCAACACGUGAUUCACUUCGUAUUUUGGGUUCAGUUGGUGAACCAAUUAAUCCAGAAGCAUGGUUAUGGUAUCAUAAUGUUAUUGGUAAUGGUAAAUGUGCUAUAGUUGAUACUUUUUGGCAAACUGAAUCAGGUGGUCAUUUAAUUACUCCAAUUCCAGGUUGUAUUACAACUAAACCAGGUUCUGCUACUUUCCCAUUCUUUGGUGUUCAACCUGCUGUUUUACCACCAACUAUAGAACCUCAAACACCUGCUGCAAGUGAAGAAUUGGAAGGUGAUUGUGAAGGUUAUUUGGCAAUUAAAUUCCCAUGGCCUGGUAUUGCUAGAACAAUCUUUGGUGAUCAUGAUCGUUAUGAAAAGACAUACUUUGGUAUUGUUAAUGGUUACUAUAUGACUGGUGAUGGUUGUAGAAGAGAUUCAGAUGGUUAUAUUUGGUUGACUGGACGUGUUGAUGAUGUUUUGAAUGUUAGUGGACAUCGUUUAGGUACUGCUGAAUUGGAAUCUGCAUUUGUUGCUCACUCUUCUGUUGCUGAAGCUGCUGUAGUUCCAUGUCCUCAUGAUAUUAAGGGUCACGGUAUUUAUUGUUAUGUUGUUUUGAAGGAUCAUGUUGAUAUUUCUGAACAAAAGAAACGUGAUGAAUUAUCUCAUGCUUUGAAACAAUGGAUUAGACAUGAAAUUGGUCCAGUUGCUACUCCUGAUUUUAUUCAUUUUGCUUUUAAGUUUGAGAAAGAUUGCUGAAGGUAGUGAAUCAUCUUUGGGUGAUGUUCUACUUUGGCUGAUCCAUCUGUUGUUGACGAUUUGAUUGCUACUCGUGUUGU
Messenger RNA from Naegleria gruberi, 1961 nucleotides. RefSeq names its product acetyl-coenzyme A synthetase. The record is from RefSeq and is a predicted model, not a curated record. NCBI's taxonomy places the organism in Eukaryota, Heterolobosea, Eutetramitea, Acrasida, Naegleriidae. The coding region runs from base 1 to 1881 and encodes 626 amino acids. The transcript has 3 exons. Gene Ontology annotation, molecular function: AMP binding; acetyl-CoA synthetase activity.